AUGGAUGGAAAAAAGAAUGAAACUUCCACUGAGCCUGUAUGGCCUCCAGCUGGGAUGUUGCAGUGUCCCAAGAAUGACUGUCCUCGUCUCUUCACGUCGCGAGCGGCCAUGGAAUCCCACCAGAUGUCAUACAAGGACCAUGCACUCUGCCUAGCCUGCAACAUCCAGUUCGCGACUCAUGAAGAGCUAUUCCUUCAUAGGCUUGUCAGCAAGCGUCACCAUACUUGCCCGAUCUGCAACCGCGGUUUCAAGAGUGAGGAUGGCCGGGAUUUUCAUAUCCAAACUGAUCACCCAGAGGACCGAGGUCUCACUUGUCCUGGCUGCCCCAAGACUUUUUCGUCCGGCGACGACUACAUGAGUCACAUUUCCUCCAACGCAUGCAGAAGCUCUGCUGUGGUGGCCUUGAAUGAGCAUAAUGCCCGCCGUCAGAAAAUGGAAAGGGUCCUCAGCGAAGCAUCCCAAUCCAGGCCCAGCCUGUCUUUCUGCUCGGACGACGACAGCUAUCGAGACAACGGAACUGAGAGUGACGGCCUAGGCCUACCUCGACCUCGACCUCCUCAGCUGAUGAGACAGGAUUCUGGCAUCUCUGACGAAUACCCUCGUCCCAAUGAAGGCUACACUCCUGAUGUAAGCAGUAACUUCUCCCCUCGCUUUUCUAGCCCUCCCGCUGCGCCGGCCUCGCGUUCCCUCGACGAGGAAGAUUCUCCUAUUGCACGCCCGCAACUCUCGAACCCGGCGCCUUUUGCAAAUCUGGCGAUCAGCCCCGAUGAUCUGAUUGCCUGGGACCCGGAUCUGGACGUCGGUCUUUGGCCGUCCUCGCCGGCGCUUUUCAAGACACCUGACCGAAAUCAACCUGCCAUGUCUCCAUCGUCGUGCUCCUCCCGCUCUCUUCAAGAUCUUGUCCCCGACUGGAACUCUGAGAAGCACUGGAACAGUCAGACAAAGCGCUAUUUUUGCGACUGUGGGUUUACUACUCAAUAUGUGAAAGUUAAGUACAUGUGGGGCAUGGUGAAGACGGGAAUCAUUGCUCCCACGAUCGGCAAGAAAUCUACUUACAUGUUUUUGAAAUAUAGUUGCACACACUGCGGAAAAGGCUUCCCCACCGUUGCCACUCUAUUUAAGCACAUUGAAAUAGACCAUUCGAAGGAAAAUUCCUGGACACGGGAAAACCGACGCGUUGACCAGGCCCCCGGGUAUGGCUCUUCUGCUGAACGCCUGCACGACAUGGAUGGGCCCAUGGACAUCGGAGAGCUCGAAUUUCAAGUCUAUGACCGCCCGCCCACCUUCGCCCAGAACUUUCCGCGUUACCGUGCGAAGAUGGAUUACGGAUUGCGAUCUACCAAGGUGCCUCAUGGUACCUACUGGUGA
Molecule: messenger RNA, 1368 nt
Organism: Penicillium cosmopolitanum
Lineage: Eukaryota; Fungi; Ascomycota; Eurotiomycetes; Eurotiales; Aspergillaceae
Product: putative C2H2 finger domain protein
Exons: 3
Coding region: 1-1368 (455 amino acids)
Biological process (GO): regulation of transcription by RNA polymerase II
Cellular component (GO): chromosome
Molecular function (GO): chromatin insulator sequence binding
Source: RefSeq, a predicted model, not a curated record